Messenger RNA from Funneliformis geosporum, 1317 nucleotides. Lineage: Eukaryota; Fungi; Glomeromycota; Glomeromycetes; Glomerales; Glomeraceae. The record is from the annotation of a GenBank genome assembly.
AUGCAACAACCUCCACCUACAACCUCUUCGGGACCUUUAACCGUUCCACAGUUUGUUGUAAUUCAUGAUCAAUUACAACAGUGUUGGAAACAUCCAGUAGUUCAUUAUGUGUUUGAGGAUGAACCUUUUCCCUCAGAUGUACCUAAAGAUUCAUACGUUUUGGUGAAUCUUGGUGAAGAUGGUGAAAGUAUUGCUGCUGUUCAUUCUUUAAGUCAUAAAUUCCAAGUAACAAAUUGUAAAGUUAGUUCUACGCCACAAAUGAAUGCUAACGCAGGAACAGGGGGCGGUAAAGACUCGAAUACAAAUUUAAUGCUAACCAUUGAGGGAAUGUCGGCCAAUCAACCAGCAAAGAAUCGAAGCAAACAAUAUAAAGAAGAAUUCGAUCAAUCAUCUAGUGUGUUCGGAUUAGAUGAUCUAAUGGAACAAUUAUUAUUACAUGUUGACCCAAAGCGUUGUCCGUCUUUUAGUGAUCCUGUAGACGUAUUUAUUGCAGCUUUAAUUGCAGUUAGUCUCUUGGUUUGUUAUUUGCCACAGCAUUAUAGAAUUAUUAACACCAAGACUAGUGAAGGAAUUAAUCCAUGGUUUCUUUUAUGUGGAUCUAUUUCAUUAACAUGCAACCUAUUCAAUAUUUUAAUUUUACAAGCAAACAAGAUUUUUGUGUCUGGUAGAUUUUGUUUCCAGAAUACUUUGGGAAUUCUUCAAAUUAUACUUCAAUGGUUUAUGUUUACAAUAUUUUUAAUAUUGUACAUCGUAUACUUUCCAGAACAUUUGAAAAUUGUAUCUGACAUAAAUGCAUAUAAUAGGAUAAAAACUUCAAUGAAAUGGCUUGUUUCACGCUACAUUACAGCUUUUGUCACAAUAAUUUUUUUCUUUGUACUUAUUACUUCAACUUACUUGUUAAUAUUCGUUGGAGAAGCUGACGAACAUAAUAUAGUCAAAUAUUGGGCAGAUUUAUUAGGAAUCUUCUCUUUGAUUUUAGCAUCAAUUCAAUAUAUACCUCAGAUUUGGGAAACUUGGGGAAUCAAGAUUGUCGGAGCUCUUAGUAUUCCCAUGUUGAUUGUUCAAACUCCAGGAACGUUCCUUCUCGUGUAUUUUCUUAAAAUUCGUGAGGGUACUAGAUGGUCCUCAUGGAUUGCUUUCCUUAUCGCAGGAAUCCUACAAGCAACUCUUCUUGUAUUAUGUCUUGUUUUGUACUAUAAAGAAAAACGUAGAAUUUCUUCAAGAUCUGUUAAUGAAAUUGAAGCUCAAUCUAGUGGACCUAGUGAACCUAAUGAACAAUCACCUUUGCUUCCUUCUUUAAGUGUACGAGAAAAUUAG